Messenger RNA from Cavenderia fasciculata, 747 nucleotides. RefSeq lists its product as uncharacterized. The record is from RefSeq and is a predicted model, not a curated record. Bases 1 to 747 code for a protein of 248 amino acids. The transcript is spliced from 3 exons. NCBI's taxonomy places the organism in Eukaryota, Evosea, Eumycetozoa, Acytosteliales, Cavenderiaceae.
AUGGAUGAUAGAACUUGUACAAAGAGAGAUGUAAUUCAUUCAAUUUUCAAUGCAAUUUUGAUGAUUUCAUUAAUUGUCUCUAUUAAAUCACCAUGGUAUGAGAUUUCAAAGUGUAUUACUGAAGGCACAGCCCCUACCGUUUGCGUAUCAACUUGGCAAAACCCAGAAAGAGGCAACCUCGAUCCAAAGAUCACCAACAAAUUUAAAGCUUCUCUAGGAUUAACAAUCUUUGCUCUAUUAUUGGUAUUUGUUAUAUUGGCAAUUCUUUUAGUAAAGGCAAUUUUAAAAAAGUUAAAGAAAGAGGAUAUAUACAAACUGUUGAAAAAGGUUUCAACCUACAUCUUCCUUGCUCUCCACCUUUUAUUGGUUAUUGUAAUAUCUGCUUCUUGCUUUAACUUUACUUCAAUCAACAAAUUAUAUUGUGCCGACGGUGAUGAAGACCCAAAGGAAACCUACAUUUGUGAUAAUUUCCGUGGCAAACAAACUAUCAUUUCAGAUGCCAUUACAGAAUACUAUAGUUGGGGUCCUAGUGCAGGAUUUGUAUUUUCAACCAUUUCAACUGUUUUAUCAACUGGUUUCUUUGGUUAUCUCGUCUUUUCAUGGUGGCGUAACAGAAACAAUGAUGAUAGUAGUAUUUCUUCGUCGUCGUCGUCUCGUUACCCUUCUUCUUCAUCAUCAUCCUCUGGAUAUUCCAAAGUUGGGCAAGAGUCACUCAUUUCUGACCACCAAGACGAAUACGAUGAAUGA